AAAACGACCAUUCCAAAGGCGCAUACGCCGGCGGUUGCCAAAUUUUGCUCCAUCAAAAACCGACCCAAGUGGCCCAAAAAUCCGGCGGCGCCGAUCGAUCUGGUGCUGAUUUGACUCCCGUUCCACCUGUCGAACAAAGCAACGUAUUUCGAAGCAGUCGCUGGUUUGACGAAGCUGCCAGAAGAGUAGACCGGUGGGUCGCUUACGGCUUCGGCCUUUCUUCCUCCUCGCAAGGCAUAUUCCAGCAUCUUUACUCCCACCUAAUCUCUCUUUGCCUCUCUAGAUCCGAAUGGACAUCGCCGGGAUGAGUUGGCUCCCUGCAACCGCUCGAAGCUGGUGGGUGAAGACCGACGAGUCCUCCCAAUGGCAGGACGCCGCCUUCUACUCCCUUUGCGCCGCGUAUUCCUGCCUCUCUGCUUUCGCCCUAAUUCAAGUGGCGAGGAUCCAACUUCGAGUCCCUGAAUAUGGUUGGACGGCGCAGAAGGUUUUCCUUUUCAUGAAUUUUUUGGUGAACGGAGUUCGCGCUCUGGUCUUCGGGUUCCACAAUAAUGUUUUACUUUUCCGGCCAAGUGUUUUUGCUCUAGUGUUGUUGGAUCUUCCAGGGAUAUUAUUCUUUUCUACUUACACCCUGCUUGUGCUUUCCUGGGCUGAAAUAUAUCAUCAGGCAAAGGAUCUUCCUUCAGACAAGCUGAGGAUCACAUACAUCAUUGCUAAUUGUGUAAUAUACUUCAUUCAGGUUUUCAUAUGGAUGUAUCUAUGGAUAAACGACAAUCGGAUUGUUGAAUUAGUUGGGAAUAUCUUUGUAGCAGUAAUAUCCUUCGUAGCUGCACUCGGUUUCUUAGUGUAUGGAGGAAGUCUAUUUUGCCUUCUGAGGUGUUUUCCUGCUGAAUCGAAGGGGCGACAGAAGAAGCUUCUUGAGGUUGGAUCUGUUACUGCAAUAUGCUUCACCUGUUUUCUCAUAAGGUGCCUCGCGCUUGGUCUAUCAUCAGCCAUUGGCUCUGGUACCUCACUAGAUGAAUUGGGCCAUCCUCUUCUGGAUUUCACCUUCUACAUGCUGACCGAAAUACUCCCUUCGGCACUUGUUCUCUACAUUCUGCGGAAGCUCCCUCAGAAAAGUGUUUCCGGGCGGUAUCAUCCCAUUCGAUAGACUAUUCGCUCAUGCAAGACUAACCUACUAAAGAGAAGCACUAGAGAGUAAGAUUCCAUGCCCAGCUCCUUCAACAUUACAGAUUAUAAUUACAGCAUCACUCAGGCCUCAGGCAAACAUAUCAUGCACAUGAUGAUAAGAAACAAGGCUUAUUAUCAAGCUGUUUUAUUAUUAUUAUUAUUAUUAUUUGGUUUCACUCGAGAAUUUUUGAGCUGCGGAAUGAUUGGACAAAGCCAUCCACCCUUUUCCUGAUCUCUUCCGGAUUGGCCCCGACAGCCUUGUCUAUCACUGCGCCAUCAUCUCCCAUCAGAACGAAGGUUGGCAUUGCCUUCACCCCCAUCUUAGAAGCCACCUCCUGCCAUUUCCAUUCAACACACCAAACAAAUAAACAGUGGUAAAUUUUGUAUCAUGAAAUUCCUGAAUUGUGAAAAAGAAGGAACAAAAAAAUCCAUCUCACCGUGGCUUCAUCAACGUCCACCGAGAGGAAGAGGAUGUCCGGAUAAGCUAUGGACAGCUCCUCGAAGAACGCGUUCAUGGCGAGGGAUGGAACACACCAUGAAGCGCCGAAGUGGAUGAAAACCUACAACGCAAUCAGGCAGGCAUCAAAAGGAGCGACCGAGAGGAAGAAAUUGAGCCAUGAGAGGGCUUACAGGGCAGCCUUGGUCCUUGGCUUGGCUGAUGAAGGUGUUCCACGACUGCUCUGAGUUCACCUUCACAACUCUAGACCUGGAAUUCUGCUGCUGGCCUUCCAUGACUGAUGACCCACACACAAGCUCAUGAGCUGAUUUUCUUGACCAGAGCUGGGUGGGAAUUUAUAGAGAGAGGAAAGUGGAGAUGGAGGACAGGGUGGCCUAGCAAAAUAUCUAAUCUUGUUCAUAUCCAUGAAUGAUGAUUGUUGUGGAAGUUUUGGUCAUGUUUUGUUUGUUUCA
This is a messenger RNA of Zingiber officinale, 2076 nucleotides long. Its product is annotated as tobamovirus multiplication protein 1-like. The coding region runs from base 290 to 1147 and encodes 285 amino acids. Gene Ontology annotation, cellular component: plant-type vacuole membrane. The transcript is spliced from 11 exons. NCBI's taxonomy places the organism in Eukaryota, Viridiplantae, Streptophyta, Magnoliopsida, Zingiberales, Zingiberaceae. The record is from RefSeq and is a predicted model, not a curated record.